AUGGCAUAUGAGAGAAACAGAUUGCAGUUAUAUCAACAAUUUCUACAAUUGCUCCUUCAACUAGCCCAGAGGGAAGAGGACGAGGCUCAGCAGCUACCAGAUAUUCCUCACCCGAGGCGGAGGAGGCGUCCAGCUCGCAGAAGAGUUUGGUGCAGGACCUGGCUGGCCUGCAGGACCUUCUUUGGACAGUAUGAUCAUCUCCUGCAUGAGUUGAACCGAGAAGACCCUGCUAGCUACAAGAACUUUCUCCGAGUUGAUGCUGACCUGUUUGGAGAGAUUCUUGACAGGGUUACUCCUGCUAUCAAGAAAGAGUCCACCUCAUUCAGGGAGCCACUUGAGCCUGGACAGAAGUUAGCUGUAACACUGAGGCAUCUAGCUACUGGUGUGAAUUAUGCAGAUCUGAUGUAUUCCUUCCGUGUGGCCCGAAACUCCAUAUCACUCUUCGUACCUGAAGUCUGCGAAGCAAUCAUCUCAGCAUACAAAGAAGAAGUCAUGCCAGACAACAUCCCCGAAGAAGAUUGGUUGCGCAUAUCAGCAGAGUUUGAAAGAGUCUGGAACCUUCCACAUGCUUGCGGUGCGUUGGAUGGCAAACACAUCAGAAUCAAGAAGCCUGCUGACUUUGGUUCGUUGUUUUACAACUACAAGAACUUCUUCUCUAUGGUGAUGAUGGCUGUAGUGGAUGCUGACUACAAGUUUAUAUGGUUGAGUGUUGGUUCAUAUGGAAGUUCCUCUAAUGGCCAUAUAUUCAACAACUCAGAACUGCGACCAAUGCUGGAAGAAGGAACCCUGGGCCUUCCAGCACCAUCUCCCCUUCCACAUGAUGACAGAGACACUUCCUACUUUCUGAUUGGUGAUGAUGCCUUUCCACUCAGACCAUGGAUGAUGAGACCAUACUCAAGAAGACAUCUGGACCAUGACGAGCGCAUCUUCAACUACAGACUGUCUCGUGCACGUAGAGUUGUGGAGAAUGCUUUUGGCAUUCUUGCCAUGAGAUUCCAGAUUCUGCUUGGAACUAUGCAACAAGUACCAGAAACAGUAGAUUCCAUCGUCUUGGCCUGUACUACUCUCCACAACUUACUAAGGAUCAGACAGCCUGUUGCACUACGCCAGUAUGUUGAUGAAGAAGACAACAGUCACAACUUAGUUCCAGGACAAUGGAGACAGGGUACGGAACAUGCCGACGGAGAGGCAGGUUAUCAGAGAAAUGUUGCCAACGCUGCUGGUACCGCACAAAGGAACUAUCUUAAAGAGUACUUAAACUCCGAGGCAGGGGCUGUGGAAUGGCAGGAGAACAUGAUUUGA
This is a messenger RNA of Gigantopelta aegis, 1302 nucleotides long. RefSeq names its product protein ALP1-like. The transcript has 2 exons. The coding region runs from base 1 to 1302 and encodes 433 amino acids. The record is from RefSeq and is a predicted model, not a curated record. Lineage: Eukaryota; Metazoa; Mollusca; Gastropoda; Neomphalida; Peltospiridae.